GGAGACCCCCCCGGUGCACGCCGGGAGUUGUAGUCCCCGACAGCCGCCAUUUCGCCGGUAACGUGGGGGCCACGGCCCGAGGUGACUUUGCGGCAUGGAGAGCGGCUUCGGUUCCGACUUCGGCUCCGGGAGUGGCGGUGGGGGGAAGCUGGACCCGGGGCUCAUCAUGGAGCAGGUGAAGGUGCAGAUCGCCGUGGCCAACGCACAGGAGCUCUUGCAGCGCAUGACGGACAAAUGCUUUCGGAAGUGCAUCGGGAAGCCCGGCGGUUCCCUGGACAACUCGGAGCAGAAAUGCAUCGCCAUGUGUAUGGACCGGUACAUGGACUCCUGGAACACGGUUUCACGAGCCUACAACUCGAGGCUGCAGCGGGAGAGGGCAAACAUGUGAAGAGCCCCCAGGUCCUGGACCAGGGAAGGGACCAUGUGGGCGAGGGACAAGUGGCCAGUCCGGGGGGCUGGGGGCCAAAUCCUGCUGCCUUUCCAGCCCCUGCCAUGGCAGAGCAAUAAACCCUCGCUGAACCUUUUGCAUCCAUUGGCUUUUAUUGGCACCAGCCCCAGGAGCAAGUGAAUUUUCCAUCUCAGAGCUACCGUGAGUUGCUUGGUUUGCAUUAUGCACUUCCCAGUGGUCCCAGUGGCCAAGGCAGGGGUAAAUCCCUGCUGAAAGAGCUGUGAGAGGUAAGGAGCCCUCUGCGGAAAAGGGAGGGCAAGCUAGCAACAGUCCCCUUGCCCAGGAAACAAGCAUGGAGCCAGCCAUCAGGUAGUUACACAGUCCCUUUUCAUCAGUGGAAAAGCUGCCAUAAAAUGCUCCAUGUGCCACACUUGGCUCUUUCUUCCCUUGCGUCUCUAUAUGUGGGAAUCACUUUUGGGCUUGUAGGGUCAAGCAGUGUGUUGGGGAGCAGGUGUGCUUUGAGCAGUUUUGAAGCACAGCCUUGAAAACAGCUGUAUAAGCACAGUUGGGGAUGAAAAGAGUUGGGAAGUACUUAGGUUGAUUUCUUUAUAGAAUAAAAUGUAAUGUUUUGUGUGGCUGUGGUA
This is a messenger RNA of Calypte anna (Anna's hummingbird), 1032 nucleotides long. It is a transcript of the gene TIMM13, whose product is annotated as translocase of inner mitochondrial membrane 13. The coding region runs from base 95 to 388 and encodes 97 amino acids. The record is from RefSeq and is a predicted model, not a curated record. NCBI's taxonomy places the organism in Eukaryota, Metazoa, Chordata, Aves, Apodiformes, Trochilidae. The transcript has 3 exons.